AUCAUCCCUUUAAUAAAGCUAACCCUAAACCCCUCACAUUAUGCUUUCUGUACACCAUCCCUUUUUCAUAAAAUAUGCUUUCCACUCAUCAAGCUAACUUAAGCCUGUUUCUUCAUAUCCAAAAGACAGGAAGAAGAAGAAGAAGAAGAAGAAGAAGCCAGUAGACCUUUUCUUUCUUACUUUCUGUUACAAAUUACAAUCAACUCUAAACCCUAAACCCUAAUUAGUUAGCUCCAGUGAUGACGAUGAACCCUCCUCAAGGCCAAGACAGCGACUACAAAAUCAAAGACACAAAGCCCCAGCUGGGAGAGCGGUGGCCGCACGGCGGCGUCCGCGGCGGCGGAGGCUGGAUCAGCAGCGACAGGGCCGCCAGCACCUACGACCUCGUCGAACAGAUGUACUACCUCUACGUCCGCGUUGUCAAGGCCCGGGACCUCCCUCCAAACCCCGUCACCGGGAGCUGUGAUCCCUACGUCGAAGUCAAGCUCGGCAACUACAAAGGCAAAACGCAGCGUUUCGACAAGAAAGCCAAUCCCGAAUGGCACCAAGUCUUUGCAUUCUCCAAGGACAGGAUUCAAUCCUCCAUUGUCGAAGUUUUUGUCAGAGACAGAGAGAUGGUCGGGAGAGACGACUACCUCGGCAGAGUAGUUUUCGACAUGAAUGAAGUCCCGACCAGAGUCCCCCCCGACAGCCCUUUAGCCCCUCAAUGGUAUCGCCUCGAAGAACGCCGCGGCGGCGAGGGAAAAUUGAGAGGAGAAGUAAUGCUCGCAGUGUGGAUGGGAACUCAGGCCGACGAAGCUUUCCCCGAAGCUUGGCAUUCCGACGCCGCCACCGUCCAUGGCGAAGCUGUCUUCACUGUUCGAUCAAAAGUCUAUGUCUCUCCCAAACUAUGGUACCUCAGAGUCAACGUGAUCGAAGCUCAGGACAUUGUCGUUUCCGACUCGCAAAAUCAAGUCUUCGUGAAAGCACAAGUCGGGAAUCAAAUACUCAAGACGAAGGCCUGCCCCUGUUUUUCGCCGAGCACGAAUCCAUUCUGGAACGAGGAUUUGAUCUUUGUCGCCGCCGAGCCUUUCGAGGAGCAAUUAGUCCUGACGUUGGAGAACAAGGUCACGCCGUCGAAGGACGAGCUGAGCGGGAGGAUCAGUUUACCGUUGAACAUCUUCGAGCGGCGUUUGGAUCAUCGACCUGUGCAUUCGCGCUGGUUCAACCUCGAGAAGUUUGGGUUCGGCGCGUUGGAAGGCGACCGGAGAAAGGAGUUAAAGUUCUCGACGAGAAUUCAUAUCCGGGUGUGUCUCGAAGGCGGGUACCAUGUUCUCGACGAGUCGACUCUUUAUAUUAGCGAUCAACGGCCUACUGCUCGACAGCUUUGGAAGCAGCCGAUCGGGAUUCUUGAAGUCGGGAUCUUGAGCGCGCAAGGGCUGCUCCCGAUGAAGACUAACGCGUACUGCGUCGCGAAAUACGGGCAGAAGUGGGUGAGGACGCGGACUAUAGUCGACAGCUUGAGCCCAAAAUGGAACGAGCAGUAUACGUGGGAAGUUUACGAUCCCUGCACCGUCGUCACUAUCGGCGUUUUUCACAAUGGCAAUUUGGGAGGGAACCCGGCGAAGGAUUCGCGAAUCGGGAAAGUUAGGAUUCGUCUCUCGACUUUAGAGACCGAUAGGAUCUACACUCACUCGUACCCGCUCCUCGUCCUGCAGCCGUCGGGAAUGAAAAAGAUGGGCGAGCUUCAUCUCGCGUUUCGAUUUACUUGCCUGUCGUUGGCGCAUACGAUUUAUCUAUACAGUCGACCUUUGCUGCCUAAAAUGCAUUACCUCCAUCCGUUCACGGUGAGCCAAUUGGACAGCCUGAGGUAUCAGGCGAUGAACAUUGUUGCGUCAAGGCUCGGGAGAGCCGAGCCGGCGCUGAGAAAAGAAGUCGUCGAGUACAUGCUGGACGUCGACUCGCACAUGUGGAGCAUGAGGCGAAGCAAGGCCAACUUUUUCCGAAUCGUUUCCCUCUUCUCCGGGCUUAUAUCGAUGAGUAAAUGGAUGUCGGAAGUCUGUCAAUGGAAGAAUCCGAUCACCACCAUUUUAGUCCACAUCCUCUUCUGCAUCCUGAUCUGCUACCCUGAACUGAUCCUCCCCACGGCGUUUCUGUACAUGUUUCUGAUCGGAAUUUGGAAUUUCAGGUCGCGGCCUAGGCACCCUCCUCAUAUGGACACGAAGCUUUCGUGGGCAGAAGCUGUUCAUCAGGAUGAAAUGGACGAGGAAUUCGACACUUUUCCUACAUCGAAACAGCAGGACGUGGUAAGAAUGAGGUACGACAGGCUGAGGAGCGUCGCCGGGAGGAUACAAACAGUCGUUGGGGACAUGGCGACGCAGGGAGAAAGGUUUCAAUCGCUACUGAGCUGGAGGGAUCCGCGGGCGACGAGCAUUUUCAUCGUUUUCUGCCUCUUUGCUGCUGUUGCAUUGUAUGUCACUCCUUUUAGGAUUAUUACAUUGCUGGGAGGCCUCUUCUUCCUCAGACAUCCCAGGUUUAGAAGCAAGAUGCCGUCGGCGCCGAACAAUUUCUUCCGGCGCCUCCCGGCACGCGCCGAUAGCAUGCUGUAGCUCUAGCUGCAUAUCUACUUUGCUUCUUCAUCAAAUUCCGAUUCUUGUUCUCAAAGUGAAAUGUUAUCUUAUGAUUAUUCUGGUCUGGUUUGGUAUACAUUGAUGUUAGAGUCACAAAAAAUGACGCGACAAUCCGGCAUGAAAUAAUUGAGUUUGAGUCGAACAUUUUGACUCAAUUAUGUAUACGAGUUGACACGAACCCGACACGAUAAUAAACAAGUCGGAUUAUGAUUGAAACUUUCAACUCGAACCUGCCCAACAAC
Andrographis paniculata is the source of this 2851-nucleotide messenger RNA. RefSeq names its product FT-interacting protein 1-like. The transcript has a single exon. Lineage: Eukaryota; Viridiplantae; Streptophyta; Magnoliopsida; Lamiales; Acanthaceae. The coding region runs from base 240 to 2588 and encodes 782 amino acids. The record is from RefSeq and is a predicted model, not a curated record.